AUGUUCGUAUACAAAAGAGACGGUCGUCAAGAACCAGUCAAAUUUGACAAGAUCACCGCACGUAUCUCGCGGUUAUGCUACGGUUUAGACCCAAAGCACAUCGAUGCUGUCAAAAUCACACAGCGGAUUAUAUCGGGUGUCUACGAAGGUGUGACCACGGUGGAGCUGGAUAAUUUGGCGGCAGAAACAUGCGCAUACAUGACCACCAUCCACCCGGAUUACGCGACUUUGGCGGCCAGAAUUGCUAUUUCCAACCUGCACAAACAGACGGUCAAGCAGUUCUCGCAAGUGGUGAGCAAUCUGUACCAUUACGUGAACCCCAAGAACGGCGUCCAUUCGCCCAUGAUCUCACAGGAAGUGUACGACAUUAUACAGGAAAACAAGGACGAGCUUAACUCUUCUAUCGUCUACGACCGUGAUUUCCAGUACAACUACUUCGGUUUCAAGACUUUAGAGCGCUCGUAUCUGCUAAGAAUCAAUGGCCAAGUGGCAGAAAGACCACAGCACUUGAUCAUGCGUGUGGCUGUCGGUAUUCAUGGUAACAACAUUCAGAAAGUAUUAGAGACCUACAACUUGAUGUCUUUGAGAUACUUCACACAUGCAUCCCCAACGUUGUUCAAUGCUGGUACUCCACACCCACAAAUGUCUUCGUGCUUCUUGGUGGCUAUGAAGGACGACUCCAUCGAUGGUAUCUACGACACUUUGAAAGAAUGUGCUAUGAUCUCCAAAACUGCUGGCGGUAUCGGAUUGCACAUUCACAACAUUCGUUCCACAGGAUCGUACAUUGCAGGUACGAAUGGUACCUCCAACGGUUUAAUCCCUAUGAUCCGUGUGUUUAACAACACAGCUCGUUAUGUCGACCAAGGUGGGAACAAAAGACCAGGCGCUUUUGCUCUUUACUUGGAACCAUGGCACUCGGACAUUUUCGAUUUCGUUGAUAUUCGGAAAAAUCAUGGUAAAGAAGAAAUUCGUGCUAGGGAUUUGUUCCCCGCUCUUUGGAUUCCUGACCUUUUCAUGAAAAGAGUCGAACAAAACGGUGACUGGACGUUAUUCUCCCCAAGUGAGGCUCCAGGACUUUCCGAUGUUUAUGGCGAAGAGUUCGAGGCCCUCUACGAAAGGUACGUUCAAGAAGGUCGUGGUAGAAAGACUAUCAAGGCCCAGAAGCUUUGGUAUGCAAUCUUGGAGGCCCAGACUGAAACCGGGACUCCCUUUAUGCUAUACAAGGACGCUUGUAACAAAAAAUCCAACCAAAAGAAUUUGGGUACUAUUAAGUCCUCUAAUUUGUGUUGCGAAAUUGUCGAAUACUCUGCACCAGAUGAAACUGCUGUUUGUAAUUUGGCGUCGGUAUCUUUACCCGCUUUUGUCGAGACCUCUGAAGAUGGCAAGACGCAAUGGUACAAUUUUGAAAAGCUGCAUGAGAUUUCCAAGGUUGUUACUCGUAACUUGAACCAAAUCAUUGACCGUAACUACUAUCCAGUCGAAACGGCUAGAAACUCCAACAUGAGACAUAGACCUAUUGCUCUCGGGGUCCAAGGAUUAGCUGAUGCCUUUAUGAUUCUACGUAUUCCAUUCGACUCUCAAAAGGCUAAACAAUUGAACGUUCAAAUUUUUGAAACCAUGUAUCAUGCAGCUUUAGAGGCCUCUAACGAAUUAGCCAAGGAAGAGGGAUCCUACCAGUCUUUCGCUGGGUCACCAGCAUCUCAAGGUGUCUUACAGUUUGAUAUGUGGAACAAAGAACCAACCGACUUGUGGGAUUGGCAAACAUUAAAGGCCAACAUCAAGAAGGAUGGUCUAAGAAACUCUUUGCUUGUGGCACCAAUGCCCACUGCCUCAACUUCUCAAAUUUUGGGUAAUAAUGAAUGCUUUGAGCCUUACACCUCGAACAUGUAUUCUCGUCGUGUUUUGUCAGGUGAGUUCCAGAUUGUCAAUCCCUACCUGUUGCGCGAUCUCGUGGAUCUCGGUAUUUGGGACGAAGCUAUGAAGUCUCAUAUCAUCUCUGACAAUGGAUCGGUUCAAAACCUGCCCAACAUACCACAAGAGCUAAAGGACUUGUACAAAACAGUUUGGGAGUUGUCUCAGAAGGCUAUCAUCGAGAUGGCUGCCGACCGUGCUUGUUUCAUCGACCAAUCUCAGUCGCUCAACAUCCACAUCCGUGCUCCUACGAUGGGUAAACUAACAAGUAUGCAUUUCUACGGCUGGAAGAGAGGAUUGAAAACGGGUAUGUACUACCUUAGAACUCAAGCCGCUUCUGCUGCUAUUCAGUUCACAAUUGAUAAGUCUGUUGCCUCGCAGGCUGGAAAUAGAGUUGCGGAUCUCUCUAACUUGAAUAGGCCAGAGUAUGUCCCUCGCAAGAUGAACUUCAGCGAGGGUGCUGCUAAGAUCAAACAUGUGGAGGCCAUCAGGGAAACUCAAUCAUCUCCUACACCUUCCGCGGAGUCUUCUCUAGCCAACAGUGUUGCUUCUCUCAAGAUAGAAAACAGUACGCCGGUUACACCUGAGAAUGUUUCCGAGAAUAAAUCUGACUCCAAUACCAAACCUGAUCAGUCUGAAGCAGAACAAUUUGACAUCUAUAAUUCCAAAGUUGUUGCCUGUGCUAUUGACAAUCCUGGGGCUUGCGAGAUGUGCUCAGGCUAA
Molecule: messenger RNA, 2634 nt
Organism: Lachancea dasiensis
Lineage: Eukaryota; Fungi; Ascomycota; Saccharomycetes; Saccharomycetales; Saccharomycetaceae
Source: the annotation of a GenBank genome assembly